Molecule: messenger RNA, 3124 nt
Organism: Amoebophrya sp. A120
Lineage: Eukaryota; Dinophyceae; Syndiniales; Amoebophryaceae
Source: the annotation of a GenBank genome assembly
AUGGGUGACUUGGACCCAGCAACCGGCAAUGUGUAUGUCGAUCGCCCGGGCGGCGUGGCACCAAAGCAAGAUUGGCCGACGCUUGCAGAAGUCCGGCGUCAGAACAACCCCCCGGGUGCUUUUGACAACGACCGCACUGCCGUUGAGGCCUACCAAAACAAGCUAAAAGCUCAAAAGGCUGCGUUGCAAGCGCUGCCGAAGACACCAGGAAGGACCGCGCAAAUCGCAAACUUAACCACAAAAAUCAACAAUCUCGGGAAUAUGAAAAGUGACCUCAGUCAAGCGAGGGGCCGCGCGGUCCUGGGCGCUCCAGACCCGGUGGACGGCAUCAGGGAGGUGAUUAAUUUCAACAAAUUUCCGCCUCACGCCAUCCAGCAGGAACCCGGAAGAACCGCCUACAUGGUGCCUGCCGAGUCCACAGACAUCCAGAACUUGCGAACCACCGGGCCCGAGGCCCUGAAAAAGGGGGCAAACGGCGGACCAGAGCGGAUGAAAAACGUCCACCAGGCCGAGGCGAAUCCGGCCGCGGCCGCGCAAGAGACCUACCGGCGCACGACGGCCGGAACGCUGCACGACAACAUGGUUGAACAGGGCCCGCGUCACAUGGACACCGUGAUCCGUACCGUUGCCGACACCUACCACAAGCACCAGGCGGGCGAGCCGACCAUGCACUUCGCGCGGGCGACCGCGCAACCCGACAAACCGACCGAUCCACAGUUGCAGGCCGUUUACCAGGGCAACUGGGCCACACGCAAUACGCGGCUGGUCACUAACGCGGACCUCUACCAAGGGCCCGCCGAGGAUCAGCCCGUCGCAGACAUGAGCGACCGACAGAGGGCCGCCCACACCGAAGACCUCAAGUUCAACGACAGAGACGCAGCGGUAGCACGCGCUACAGGUUCCCAAUUCCCCCGCCCGUCCCAGGCCUGCAACAGAAGCUGCACUGUUUUCAUUGCGGGUUACUCUUGUUCUUUUCUGCAUCAAUAGAAGUAGAAGUACCUCACGCAUUCAUGGUAAUAUAGGCUCCUCUUUUUCAUGUAUUUCAAGUUGACGUGGCCGUGCAACUUCUGUGACAUGUUCAUAGUAGGCAACAUCGUAAGUACCUCCCCUGCGGCCAUCGAAGGUCAACAAGUAGAAGCGUAGCUGCGCAUGUUGCUGGUUUGCAUGACCACAAAUCAUAAGAUCAAUAGCUAUUAGCAGCACUAAAGAUUUCGACGGGGGAGUUGUCGAGCCUCAUAUCGUGGGCAGGCCACUGUGGCGUAUCAACACCCAAUGGGGGGCAGUGCGUUGCCCGCCCGGCCAGCGGGCGCAACGGGCACGAUGGAAGUGAGCCCGCGAGCCACCUGGUCGCCGCGAGACUUCAACAUGGUGAAACAGUACAACAACGGCAAGUUCACAAACGAGCGCAAUAACAAGGCGGACCAUGCACUAGACGAGCCGGGCAGGACGAUGCAGCACUCCGUCCUGAACAGCCCGACAGUGAUUGACACAGAGAUUGACCAUUGGGGAAACGGCAAGUUCAAGUUCAAGACACCUGAGGACCAGGCAGCGGCAGCGGUUGCUUGGCGGGCGCCGCACAUCUACCCGCAAACAACUGCAGCGUACGAAGACGGGGGCCACUAUCCAGGAAAAAACACCCAUCCCCAUUCAUUUUUUGCAUGACAAACGCUGGACCUUAUGCAUAUUUGGCAUGACAAAUUGGAUGGGGAUGGGUCUUUUUUUGUGGAUAGCCGCGCGGACUUCUACGGAACCGAUACAGGCAGUGGCUUUACCCAGGGCUGCGUCCAGGCCCAGAGCUAUGGUAACGGUAUCGCGUCACCGUGUCUUCAGCUGUGCUUGUACUUAAAGAACUUUUUCAGAGUAGGACAGCUGCUGUUCUAUGCAUGAUCUACCCGUUUCCCUUUGUAGCGUCUACACUUAUUUGUACUAUAUGUUGAUAUUUUAUGAUUUUGAUCGGCGUGGUCUUUUUGUUUUCCGAUCGUCAACAUGGAGGUGGCAACGUGGCCAAGAGUACUGUGCGUGGCAAUUUGAGGAAGAUGAACAAGAUAGGCAUAAAUGCAGUAGCAGAUACGGUUUUUCUACACUUCCAUACCUGCGCAGAGACUACUCUUUUAGCUCCGAGUGAGACUAACGAAGAGGAGUUGUUUGGUUUCAUAGGGACCCGCACGACGCCUUCGCCGUACGCGCCGCAUUUGCCGAUUGAAGAGCGUACAAACCGGAUGCACUGGCGGGACCCAGCUACAGGAGCGACAGCUCCAAUCUUCUCGCCGGCUUUUGUGGACGCUGCCGAUCCUCCGCCGCCCCCCGCGACGGGGCCCCCGGGGCCGCUUCCACCCCGCCCAGACCAUCUCCCACCGCAACAAACUGGAACGCAAUCGUGGUCGCAACGCCUACUGGGUUUAUUUCGUGGGACGAGUUGAGCUUUGCCUUUGCUACCACUUCUAGUUGAUAUUGAUAUUUUCAUUUUGAUUCUGAAUACUAAAUAUUUUUGAUUUUGUUAGAGUAGUUGGAAACAAAGAGCCUUAGACAGCAAAUUGCGGGCGAACUCCAGCAGGAAGUGUGGCUAGUUCUGUGCGCAGGUGUUUGCGUACUUAGUCAUACAUCAUUCUGGUAUUUGCCAGCACACCGAGAAACUCACCUCGCAGAAGUUGAGAUAGAGCUUUUGUUUAUUCUUAUCAUGAUUUGGAAAUAUAGAUGACCAUGAUACUCAAGAAGAUCGCGUCGGAGAGAAGCCACACCGCAAGCACCGCACGGGACAGUGGCUGAUUUUUGAUACAGCUAGCGUUUCAUGUAUGAUAUGAUCACAGGUACAACUAGUGGUAAAUAUUCAACUGCCUCAUGUGGCUGUAUCUCGUACUUUUUGACAUUCCAACAUUUAGCGUUAAUUUUCACCAAAACAGACAGAACCAACAGAAAAGGAAAAGAGAAGGAACUGAUCUGUCGAUGCAUUCUAUCUUCAUGUAUCAUGCCGUGGGUAUACCUAUACUAGCGAAGCGGGUUGCAUCGUUGGUACGAGGUUGUACGGACCGAAUAAGAUGACGAGAAAUUGCACUACAAUUGCUCCUAUUCGAAUUCGACCCAGCGCAGCUCGCGAAGGAUGAAUGUAGCGAGUCCAAAUAAAACA